Manihot esculenta (cassava) is the source of this 4112-nucleotide messenger RNA. RefSeq names its product protein FAM91A1. Lineage: Eukaryota; Viridiplantae; Streptophyta; Magnoliopsida; Malpighiales; Euphorbiaceae. The transcript is spliced from 12 exons. Bases 548 to 3580 code for a protein of 1010 amino acids. The record is from RefSeq and is a predicted model, not a curated record.
UAUCAUUUGCCGAUUUGAUCAUCUUAACUUUCACUUGGCUCUUCACUAUGGCAUGAUUGUCCAAAAAUUUUGCGUGUUUCUCCUCUUCCUAAUAAACUUUCUCUUCAGCGCAAUGGGGAGGGAAUUCGGUUAGGCCAACGGUGUUGCCGAGCAUAGAUAAGCGGAACAAGGAAAAGUUGGAGCUUUUCUGAUAAAUGUUUAUCGUCCCGGUCUCCUACGAAACUAUAACAAAUCUCCUUAGCCAUCAUCGGAGUCCAAACAAUCCUUCGCCCUUGGUUUUUCUGGAAUAUGCGAUGGAUACCCGAUCGGAAAAUGAUGAUUCGAAGCUCUGAAGGAUUCGGCCAAAGGAAGAGGAAUUCUAGCCUGUGACAGACAGCAAGGUGAUCACUGAGUGAAGGCAUACGUGUGGCAACCUUCAGCGGCAGCCAACUAGCGGAGAAGGCGACAACGGUUUUGACGGUUUGAUCGCUAUAGUUUAUUUUGGAUCUGUCGUUUUGAUGCUAUUAGAGUUUAUUUUGGAUCUGGAACAUAUCACGUGAAUUGCACCAUGCAGCGGAUUCCAGUGACAGUUGAGGAACAGCUUAUUUUAAAAUCAAUUAAGGAGGAAUGCCCAUGGGAGAAUCUCCCCAAAAGGCUUCAAUCAACUAUUACUUCUAGAGAGGAAUGGCACAGAAGGAUAGUUGAACUUUGCAUAAAGAAAAGACAACAAUGGAAAACCUGUUUUGCUCGCAAAGUGUGCAAAGAAAGUGAUUAUUAUGACGAGAUGAUGCGUUACUUGCGAAAGAAUCUGGCGCUGUUCCCCUAUCACCUUGCAGAGUAUGUGUGCCGUGUGAUGAGGGUAUCACCUUUUAGAUAUUACUGUGAUAUGAUAUUCGAUGUCAUGAAAAGUGAGCAACCAUACGACAGCAUCCCAAAUUUUAGUGCUGCUGAUGCCUUGCGGCUUACAGGAAUUGGGAGAAAUGAAUUUAUUGAUAUCAUGAAUAAGUGCAGAUCUAAGAAAAUUAUGUGGAAGCUGAACAAAUCAAUUGCAAAAGAACUUUUACCUGCACAACCUGUAGACUUUGCAAUUGAACCAUGGUGGGGAGUCUGUCUUGUCAACUUUACCUUGGAAGAAUUUAAGAAACUCUCAGAAGAAGAGAUGGCAACAAUAGAUAAAGUUUGUAAGGAGGAAGUUAAUGCAUAUAUCUUAUUUGAUCCUGAGGUUGUAAAAGGUCUGUAUCGACGAGGAUUAAUAUACUUUGAUGUCCCUGUCUACUCUGAUGACCGUUUCAAAGUUUCCAGGCUUGAAGGGUUUGUUUCAAAUAGGGACCAGUCUUAUGAGGAUCCUAUCGAGGAGUUGCUCUAUGCAGUUUUUGUCGUUUCAAAUGAGAAUGCUACCGUUGCUGAACUGGCAACAACUUUGCAGGCUGAUCUUUCUCAGUUGCAGGCUGCUGCAUCCUUUGCUUGUCGACUGGGAUGGGCAGUGAAAUUGCUUGAUCCAGCAUCCAUUCUUCAAGAUAUAAAUAUAUCUGGCUCUCCUAAAACCACUCUCAGUGAUGAGGAAGACACUGCUCGUGCUAGUGUAAGCUCACAAAAUGUGUUUAAUGAUGGUGAUGCUGCUCAGCAAGGAGAUAUUUCAGGAAUUGAAAACUAUGGGAUGCUUUCCAAUCAUGCUCGUGUUGCUUUUAUUGUUGAUGCUAAUAUAACUUCCUAUUUAAUGAUGGGUUCUGUUUCACCAGGCUUGAAAUCUCAUGCUGUAACAUUAUAUGAGGCAGGGAAGUUAGGUCACGCUAGCAUUGCUGAUCUUUGCAAGGACCUGAGUACACUAGAGGGAACAAAAUUUGAGGGAGAAUUGCAGGAUUUUGCAAAUCAUGCCUUUAGUCUCCGUUGUGUCUUGGAAUGUCUACUAUCAGGUGGAAUUGCUACUGAUGCAAAAGUGGAGGUAGGUGGCAAUAAGAUGGAUAAAUUGGCUUCAAGCAAUGAAGAGGCUACUUCUUUGGUGGCUGACGUCCCAUCGACUAACGAAUCAGGGAACUUUGGUGCCAAUGAAGCUGAAGCAGACGUGGAUCAUUCCAUGGAUGCAGGAAUAUCUCAGGACGAUUGUUGUCUGGCUGAAUGUGUUACGGGAAGUACUGGUGAUAAAACACCUACUCUCUUAUCUGAGAACGGUAAUUCCAUAAGCAUGGCCUCUAAGUCAGGCCUAAAUGUCCAGAAUGAUGAAAAACUCAUUCCCGUUGAAGGAUAUGAUAUUGGAAGAGGAACUUCAAGGAGGAAAAGGAAAUAUCGUGUGGAUAUUCUCCGCUGUGAAAGCUUGGCUGCUUUAUCACCAGCAACUUUAGAUAGGGUAUUUCUUCGUGAUUAUGAUAUCGUCGUGUCUAUAAUCCCACUUCCUCCUUCUUCAGUUCUUCCUGGACCGAAAGGGCCCAUCCAUUUUGGUCCUCCUUGUCAUUCGUCUUUGACACCAUGGAUGAAAUUGGUCCUAUAUUCAACUGUGCGUAGUGGACCUUUGACAGUUGUUUUGAUGAAAGGACAAUGUUUACGUUUGCUUCCUGCACCAUUGGCUGGUUGUGAAAAAGCCCUUGUAUGGUCCUGGGAUGGUUCUGCAAUUGGGGGAUUAGGAGGCAAAUCUGAAGGAAAUUUGGUUAAGGGAGGUGUAAUUCUACAUUGUUUAAAUUCACUUCUUAAAUAUUCCGCUGUCCUCGUUCAGCCUCUCAGUAGAUAUGACCUUGAUGAAUCUGGAAGAGUCAUUACUAUGGAUGCACCAUUGCCCCUCAAUAACUCUGAUGGUUCAAUUGCUCGCAUAGAGAAUGAAUUAGUUCUAUCUGAAGAUGAGAGAGUGAAAUUGAACUCCCUGUUAACCCAGUUGACAAAGAAGAUGGGAUUGUCGACAAUUGGUUAUAUUCGAUUGUUGAAGCUUUUCAAUAUAAAAGAGUCAGACCACUUUGCACCUGAUGAUCAGAGUUAUGAAUGGGUACCACUAAGUGUGGAAUUUGGGAUGCCACUUUUUAGUCCAAAAUUAUGUAAUAAUAUAUGUAAAAGAGUUGUAUCGUCUGACUUGCUUCAGUCAGAUUCUUUUACUGGACAUCAUGAUGCAAUGCAAGGCCUGCGGAAGAAGUUGCGUGAAGUCUGUGCAGAGUAUCAAGCAACAGGUCCUGCUGCCAAACUUCUUUACCAGAAAGAGCAGUCAAAGGACUCAUCUCCGCAUCUUAUCAACUAUGCCAGUGGAAGAUGGAAUCCCCUUACGGAACCAUCUUCCCCCAUUACUGGAGCCACGAGUGAGCAUCAGAGAUUAAAACUUGCUAAUCGGUAUCGUUGUAGUACAGAAGUUCUGAGUUUUGAUGGUAGCAUACUAAGGUCGUAUGCUCUAAGUCCUGUGUGUGAGGUUGCCACAAGGCCUAUUGAAGAAACCCCACUGGUGAAUACAACAAAAGCCGAUUUUGCUGAAAUUGAUAGUAAAGAAGUGAUUCUUCCAGGUGUCAAUCUUAUUUUUGAUGGUUCUGAACUGCACCCCUUUGAUAUAGGUGCUUGCCUGCAGGCUCGGCAACCAAUUUCCUUGAUUGCAGAGGCUGCAGCAGCUUCAGCUUCUGGUGCAAUUAAAUAGAGCUCUUUCUGCAAUAAUUCUGCUUGAGUUGGAUAGAUAGAAGACUCUGUCUGCAUACAAAAAAUGAAAGUUGUGAAACACUAGAUCACUCAUACCAGCUUUAUUAUGACUGUUUGGUUCACCUGUUGGUUCUUUGAGAUUGCUUAUUAUGCACAGGUGGUAGCAUUUAAGGCUUUGGCUGAAGCUCUAAUGCUAGGAUGCAAAGCAAGACAUCAAAAAGAGAAGGAUGAUGGUUCUUGUGAAUGUAUCUUCCAUUCCAUGCCUGAAAGGUGGCAGGAAGAGUCUAUUUUGCAGCGCAAUACGGAGGAAACUGCAAGAUAUUCAAUUUCUUGGAAGGUCUAAUUAUGAAGCAAAACUUCAUAUAAAUUUUGGUUUUAUGAUUUCUAGUAGCAUACAUAUAGAAGGGGGGAAUUUUGGGUCUGAAACAGUGAAAAAAUGAUAAAAUGAACGUGUAUUCUUUGCUGAAAUUUUGUUAUAGUCAGAUGAUAAAUCAAAUUUGUUUCUUCCAUUAUGUUUGAAGAGCUGGUGAGAG